UAAUCCUUAUCACUGUACUCGUAGCCAAACACACGAGUACAUCCCCCACGUCAAUUCACAUUUCGUUUCACUGCAAACGAUAAGCACCAAAACGACGCAGCAUAGAACCGCCUUAUUCUUCAACGCCGGAACGAGAUGCAGAUCCUUCACAUCCCAUGCUUAGAAGACAACUACGCCUACAUGAUUAUUGAUGAGGCAACAAAAGAAGCAGCAGUAGUGGACCCAGUGGAGCCUCACAGUAUUCUUCGGGUUGCUCAAGAAAAUGGAGUUGACCUUAAGCUUGUCCUCACUACUCACCAUCACUGGGAUCAUGCUGGUGGCAAUGAGAAGUUAAGGCAGAUGGUGCCUGAUAUCAAGGUUUAUGGAGGUUCUAUUGAUAAUGUACAGGGAUGCACUAAUAAAGUUGAAAAUGGUGACAAAAUAUCACUCGGGGCUGAAAUCAACAUAUUGUGUCUUCACACACCCUGUCAUACAAAAGGUCAUAUUAGUUACUACCUCACGGGUAAAGAAGGAGAGGAUCCUGCUGUCUUCACAGGAGACACAAUGUUCAUUGCUGGUUGUGGUAAGUUUUUUGAAGGCACUGCGGAACAGAUGUAUCACUCGCUAUGUGUGACCUUGGGUUCUUUACCAAAGCCAACUCGAGUUUUUUGUGGUCACGAGUACACGGUGAAGAACUUGCUAUUUUCUUCGAUAGUGGAACCCGAUAAUGUGAGGAUAUCCCAAAAAUUAUCAUGGGCUCAGCAGAAGAGAGCAAAGGGGCUUCCUACUAUUCCCUCAACUAUUGAGGAAGAACUGGAAACUAACCCGUUCAUGCGUGUUGAUCUACCAGAGGUUCAGGAGAAGGUAGGAUGCAAGUCUCCAGUGGAAGCCAUCAGGGAGAUAAGAAAGAGAAAGGAUGAAUGGAGGGGUUGAACUGUUACGGUACGUCUGGGUAUGGCUGUUUGGAUAACACUUGGAAAGUAUUAAAAAGGAAAAAUAUUUUAAAAUCUUGUUCUACUGUCCAGUAUGUCUAUGGAACAUCAACAUGUACUAAAUGUUGCAAAAUGUGUUGUGCAGUUUUUAUUUCAUGGAGGUUAACAGUAAUGUAAACUGGAAGCAUUUCUUGUAAAUGUUUGCUUAUCUUUCUGUUGGAAUAUGGAAAUACUAAAGUCACAUUGUGGUCAAUUCUUUCCAUUUU
Messenger RNA from Olea europaea var. sylvestris, 1177 nucleotides. RefSeq names its product hydroxyacylglutathione hydrolase cytoplasmic. The record is from RefSeq and is a predicted model, not a curated record. The transcript has 7 exons. Bases 136 to 912 code for a protein of 258 amino acids. Gene Ontology annotation, molecular function: hydroxyacylglutathione hydrolase activity. NCBI's taxonomy places the organism in Eukaryota, Viridiplantae, Streptophyta, Magnoliopsida, Lamiales, Oleaceae.